AUGUACCAAGCGCUGACGAGAAUAAGCUGUAACGUGCUGCAAACGAGGGGGCUCUUCACAAACAAGCAUUCUUUGGUCAAAUUUGAUUAUAUGAUGCCUUUUGAAGAAAUGAGCAAAUUCAAAAAGAAACCCUUGCCAAGAGAAUAUUUUUCUAAAUUUUCUCUUCUGGCUGAAAACUGGAAACUUAUUGAAGAUGACAACUACACCGUUGUAAAUUGUUUGCCGGAAGGUGCAACUCUAGUGAGAAUAAGCGAUCCCCGCUACAAAUGGUUCGGUCCAUAUAGUGACGAAGUGGAAGUGGCCAACGAUGUUUUCAAACCAAUCAGCAACGGCAAAUUAGAAAUUAUUCGUGCUAGAAUUACACAUUCUGGUACUUACAUCUGUUUAAUAACUUCACAGUCAAAUGCAGAAUUUGAAGUAACAUACUCUCACACCUUUGCAGUUUUCACAGUUCCUGAUAUAUUUUUAUUGAGACAAUACUACAUGCGGUCUGAAAAGUGUUCUCACGAAGCUCAAAUAAGGUGGGCUGAUUUGGCAAUUCGAACGUAUUGUAGAGGGGCUGAAGAAUGUGACUUCAAAGUUGAAAUCGAUACUUGUAUUGAGGCAGCUGAGAAAGAGUUUGAAACGAGAUUUUCAGUUUAUCAGAAGGUACCAUCUCAAGUUUAUAAAAAUCUUUUACCAGACUGCGGGAUGGAUUGCAAAUACAAGACACUAAAAAAGUCAUUACAAGAAGCGUCAACCGGUCUUGCUCAAGAAUUUCACUUAAAUCUCGUCAGAGCUUACAGUCGGCAAACUGAUGAGCUGCGAUAUCAAUCGAAAGAAACAGAAAGUAGUUUUUUCGGUUAUUGUCCCGAUGGUUACGAAAAAUUUAAUGACCAGGUUUGUGUUCCGUGUGAUAAGGGAGCUUACCGAGAAGUGGGCAACGAUUCUCAGGAAUGUACGACUUGUGGAAUUUUUCAUUAUAACGAUAUGAUUGGACAGACAUCUUGCACCAGAUGUCCAAUAUUGAAAUUAACAGUUCGAUACGGCAGUCCCAUAAAGACGGAUUGUAUAUACUUUUUUAAAUCUUGGGCAGUCAUGACAAUUGUUGGCGUGGUUGUUUUAAUUUGUGUCCUACCCAUGAUUUAUUGCGUGGUGUUAAUAAGGAUAAUCACAAAAAUCGUCGUACACAUAUUAACUAAAAUGUGUUGCUCUCUUAAACAAACGGGUGGUCAAAAAACCGCUGAAGGUUUGCAAGAACAGAGAAAAGUUUUAGGUGGAGACGACUCUCCUCAACCAGCUGGGCCAGGCCCGAUGAACCCUCGAGCCGCUACCAUGACACGACCUCAACGUCCUUUUAUGAACAAUCGGAUGAUGGGUGGAAUGAACGUACCACCCCAGAUGAUGGGUGGAGCACCGUCGAUGGGUGGAAUGUACGCACCUGGCGGCAUGUAA
Helobdella robusta is the source of this 1434-nucleotide messenger RNA. RefSeq lists its product as hypothetical. The record is from RefSeq and is a predicted model, not a curated record. The transcript is spliced from 2 exons. NCBI's taxonomy places the organism in Eukaryota, Metazoa, Annelida, Clitellata, Rhynchobdellida, Glossiphoniidae. Bases 1 to 1434 code for a protein of 477 amino acids.